Messenger RNA from Papaver somniferum (opium poppy), 483 nucleotides. RefSeq names its product stress response protein NST1-like. NCBI's taxonomy places the organism in Eukaryota, Viridiplantae, Streptophyta, Magnoliopsida, Ranunculales, Papaveraceae. The transcript has 2 exons. Bases 1 to 483 code for a protein of 160 amino acids. The record is from RefSeq and is a predicted model, not a curated record.
AUGAUAUUCACGAUUGGGACAAAUGAAGAGCUAGUUGCAACACAAAAAGACGUAGAAGAGGUGGAAAAAACGACGAUGGACGGCGAGAAGAACCGCGAGAUGACUCCAGAAAAGGGAAUCCAAUUUGAAAUAAAGCAAAGCAGAAAGGCGAAGAAGAGAAAAAUGGCUGAAGAAAAUGAGGCUGAGGGGAGCUUCGAAUUACAUGAUUCUCUAGACAAGGGAGGAAAGGAUCGUGAAGAAGAAGAGAUGGAACGAUUGAAGAAGGAACUAUAUCAAGAAAGACGAAAGAAGGAAGAUUUGGUGAGGGAACGUAUAAGGUUGGAAAGGCAAAAUGAGAAACUUGUAAUUAAGAACGAUCAUCUAAGAAGAAAGCAAGCGGAGAACAAUGCAAAAAGAGGAAAAUAUGCUCCGGAAGGAGCAUUAGCGAUUGGAGGAUGUCGCGAAUACCGGCAAGAAAGAAAGGAGCGAGGGAAAAAAAAUUAA